AUGGACACCUUCCAGGAGGUGUUUCAGAAGUUGGGGAAGAUCGGGGAGGGAACCUAUGGCGUGGUGUACAAGGCUCGCAACAAGCGCACAGGGCAGCUGGUGGCCCUCAAGAAAAUCCGCCUGGACUCGGAGGCAGGUGAGGGUGUCCCCAGCACCGCGAUCCGAGAAAUCUCACUGCUGAAGGAGCUAAAGCACCCCAACAUAGUCAGGCUCCUGGAUGUCAUACACAGCCACAAGAAGCUCUAUCUAGUGUUUGAGUAUCUGACUCAGGACCUGAAAAAAUACAUAGACUCAGCCCAAACUGGAGAGCUUCCUUUAAGCUUGGUCAAGAAUUACCUUUUCCAGCUGCUGCAGGGUGUGAGCUUCUGCCAUUCGCACAGAGUCAUCCACAGGGACUUGAAGCCGCAGAACUUGCUGAUUAACGAAGCAGGAGCAAUCAAGCUGGCUGAUUUUGGACUGGCAAGAGCUUUUGGAAUCCCCCUGCGCACAUACACUCAUGAGGUGGUGACUCUGUGGUACCGAGCCCCUGAAAUACUGCUGGGAUGCAAAUACUAUUCAACUGCAGUGGACAUCUGGAGCGUCGGCUGCAUCUUUGCAGAAAUGGUGACCAGGAAGCCCUUAUUUCCAGGGGACUCUGAGAUCGAUCAGCUGUUCCGGAUCUUUCGCACCCUGGGCACUCCCACCGAGGUGACCUGGCCCGGGGUGACCCAGCUGCCCGACUACAAGAGGGAAUUUCCCCGAUGGGCAAGGAAGGAGAUGAAGGAAAUUGUUCCCAACUUGGAUCAAGACGGUAGAGACCUACUGGUGCAAUUGCUCCUGUACGAUCCCAACAGGCGCAUCUCAGCCAAGGCAGCCCUCAGUCACCAGUACUUUGUCCGGAGAAGCCCUCAGAGCCCUGAAGAGCAACGUGCACUGCAGGGACACUGCAGAUGAGCAGACUCAGCUCUCCCCACGAGUUUACACCUCCGGCUAUCGGUGAAGAUCUGACUUUGGGCACUGAGCAGGGGCUGGCUGGGACCCAGGGUCUCACAUCUCCCGAGGAGCCUGGAGGGGGGACAUUCUUGCAUUUAGAGACUCACAGCCUGUUGCUGGGGGAAAGUUUGUCUGGGUUACAGCCAGCAGAGCUGUUUUGACACUGAAAUGUAGAUGAGAGGGUAUCUUUCAGAAGGUUGUCCUUGCGUUAGUCAGUGAACUAAGGUAACACACAGUGACUUCUGUCUCUCCACACAGGAGCAUCCCCAGGUCUGCUGGUGGCAGUUUCUGACACCAGGGUGUGCUGGAGCUCCACUUGUGUGGGCGAGUGCUUCUCUGCUCAGCCCUUCACUGCCCUUACCAAAAUCUGGAGCUGUUUAACUUGAGCUGUUUAACAGAGCUGUCGUUCUUCUCUGUCACAAACUGAAGAGCACUAUCAGAUAUCUUAAUGUGUGCCUCAGCUGGGACCAAGAAGCCAAAAGAUCCGGGUAGCUUAAAGCACUUGUUGAAUAUUGGCUGGAAAUAGUAACAGCUGAAACACUGCCUUUCCCUUGUCCACUGUGCUGCUGUUUCCUUCACUUCAUUGUCUUGGAAAUGUUUUUGCUGUUCAAAUGUUUGGAGAAUUGGCACAAGCU
Calidris pugnax (ruff) is the source of this 1607-nucleotide messenger RNA. RefSeq names its product cyclin-dependent kinase 3 (gene CDK3). The record is from RefSeq and is a predicted model, not a curated record. Gene Ontology annotation, biological process: signal transduction; G1/S transition of mitotic cell cycle; regulation of gene expression. Gene Ontology annotation, molecular function: cyclin-dependent protein serine/threonine kinase activity; ATP binding; cyclin binding. NCBI's taxonomy places the organism in Eukaryota, Metazoa, Chordata, Aves, Charadriiformes, Scolopacidae. The transcript is spliced from 7 exons. Gene Ontology annotation, cellular component: cytoplasm; nucleus; cyclin-dependent protein kinase holoenzyme complex. Bases 1 to 933 code for a protein of 310 amino acids.